This is a messenger RNA of Centropristis striata (black sea bass), 3841 nucleotides long. RefSeq names its product opioid receptor, mu 1 (gene oprm1). Gene Ontology annotation, biological process: sensory perception of pain; neuropeptide signaling pathway; G protein-coupled opioid receptor signaling pathway. Gene Ontology annotation, molecular function: G-protein beta-subunit binding; G-protein alpha-subunit binding; beta-endorphin receptor activity. Gene Ontology annotation, cellular component: neuron projection; membrane. The coding region runs from base 238 to 1365 and encodes 375 amino acids. The record is from RefSeq and is a predicted model, not a curated record. NCBI's taxonomy places the organism in Eukaryota, Metazoa, Chordata, Actinopteri, Perciformes, Serranidae. The transcript has 6 exons.
UUUAGUAAACUGAGUCUCGCGCAAGCAGGUGUUAACCCCUCAUCACGCGCGGCCACAUUCUUCAACACACGUUGAGAUUUGACGUGAACCGGAGGUCCGACCGCCCCGCUGCGCUCCUCAGAGCAAACAACAGACACCCAGCGGGGUAUCGCAAGCAGCGAGUCCGCCGACAGGCACCCGAGGGGAGGCGAAAGACGCGCGCAGCACCCACCUAACCACAUAUACCGAACAAGGACCAUGGAGAGCGCAGGCAACGGCUCGGAGAAGAUUUACAGCCGCAGCAGCUUCUGUGGGAACUUCACCGACGGCAACACCACGAGCUUCACGGAGGCACGAUGCGACGGGGACCGCAUGCUGGACGACGACGCCAACCCGGUUAUAAUAGCGAUUGUUAUCACCGCUCUCUACUCCAUAGUGUGCGUGGUGGGGCUGGUUGGGAACGUGCUGGUCAUGUAUAUCAUCGUCAGAUACACCAAAAUGAAGACCGCCACCAACAUCUACAUCUUCAACCUGGCUCUGGCUGACGCCUUGGUCACCAGUACGCUACCGUUCCAGAGCGUCAACUACCUGAUGGGGACUUGGCCGUUUGGGGACAUGCUGUGCAAGAUGGUGAUGUCCAUCGACUACUACAACAUGUUCACCUCCAUCUUCACCCUCACCACCAUGAGCAUUGACCGCUACGUCGCCGUGUGCCACCCAGUCAAAGCGCUGGACUUCAGGACGCCACACAACGCCAAGAUUGUCAACGUCUGCAACUGGAUUCUUUCCUCAGCCAUCGGGCUACCUGUCAUGUUCAUGGCCUCCACCGAUGUCACCGCAUCCUCCAGCACCGUUGACUGCAAGCUGAUAUUCCCCCAUCCUUCCUGGUACUGGGAAACCCUGCUGAAGAUCUGCGUGUUCAUCUUUGCCUUCAUCAUGCCCGUCCUCAUCAUCACCGUCUGCUACGGCCUCAUGAUCCUCCGGCUGAAGAGUGUGCGCAUGCUGUCAGGCUCCCAGGAGAAGGACAGAAAUCUGCGUCGUAUCACCCGCAUGGUCCUGGUGGUGGUUGCCGUCUUCAUCGUAUGCUGGACACCCAUCCACAUCUUUGUCAUCAUCACAGCUCUGAUCAAUAUCCCCAGCUCCACACUGCAGACUAUCACCUGGCACUUCUGCAUUGCCCUGGGCUACACUAACAGCAGCCUGAACCCAGUUCUUUAUGGCUACCUGGACGAGAACUUCAAGCGCUGUUUCCGUGAGUUCUGCACUCCGAGUCCCUCGGUGCUGGAGAUGCAGAACUCAUCCCGGACUGGAGUCACAAGCCGCAAGCUCCCACAGCGAGAACAAAACAGUGCAAACACAGGAGAAAGGUCCAAUCAACAGGUAUGACUAGCCUUGGAGGGGUCGUCAGGGGACUCUCGCUUUUGUGGCGGCGUUGCCAACGACGAUCUCAACUCAGAGGUCACGCAGGUCACCACAGGGCUCUGACAUCACAAAAAACACAAACAACACGUACAUACAAACAAUCCAGGACCUGACUGAGACUCGAUAGCACAGACCAUUCUGACGACGUGUUGCAAGCUUAACUGCAGCGCUGCAUCCGGUCGGGCCAAUCACCUGCCGAGCAGCCCAACUGUAACUGACUGCAUGGCUGCGCAAGGCUUCUACUCUUACUGAAAUACAUAGAAAUGAGUCGGCAUAGACAAAAAGAAAAAAACAAAUGCUACUGAGGAAGCUUUUGCACUAAAUUGUGCAUAAACGCUAUUACGACUUUAAAUUAUGAUCUAGAUUUCAUUAUCAUGACAAUAUAGACCAUGCAGACUGAAGCAAACACAGAUGUAAAUACAAUUAUAUAUAUAUAUAUAUAUAUAUAAUAUGAAUAUAUAAAAGCCACUCACACAAGACACUAAAUUACUAAAUUAUGUUUUGUUCUGUAUGCAACAGACAAAGCUGCCUCAUCGAUCUAAGUCUCCCCUUCAAACCCUAUUGACAAUUCUCUUGGUUGUAAAAAAAACAUAAAUCAAUUUUUUGUCUUGUUUGCAGAGUUCAUAUGACUUCUCUCCAAUCUCUCACUUUUCCUCCUGAUGCUUUCUUUUUUUAUUUCAAUAAUGCACAUGUGAGAGGACACAGGAGGUGUGGCUUUAUGGGUGGUACUGUCCCAUUUGAACUUGUGUGACUCAGGCUCUGUGGCUUCCUCACCACAUGAAGACUGCACAGGACAAAAGGUGUUAUUCAAAGUCAUUUACAACACCAACUGUGCUUCUUAUUCUCUGUAUGGAUGCCACCCUUUUAACACAGUCCUGCUGUGAUUGAUCUGCACAGCACCAUGCUCGUCACUUGAGGAAGAUUGACUCUGUCGACAUGUGCUCUCUGUUCUGCACCAACCUAACCUUUUGUUCUCACUUACUGCCGCCCUCGCUCUUCUUUUUCCUUUUCCUUCUAUUUUUAUUUUCUCUCUGUAAAGAACGUUUCUACCCUUUUGCUACAUGACAGCUCUCUCUGCUGAAUAUGACAAAUUUCUGAAUGUACUGAAGGAAAAUCAGAUGUGUUUAUCACACUGGUUCCAUGUGCUGAACUGUGGAUCCUCUAAACCAGCAAAGACGACACGUUAGCUUGCUAUUAUGGCAUAUAGUGCGUACAUAUGGCACCACCAGUGUAUGAUUAAUUACAGCCACCACACCGGGUAUGGGUUUUAAUGGAGUCACUUCUCCUCUGAAGAAUUAACAAGUGAGCCAAGCAGGAUUGUACAUCUGUCGUAAUCUUUAUAAUUGCUUGUGCUUACGUACUGUGCUGUAUGCUGUACUUGCCAGUUGCCUUUACAGUAGCUCUACUCAAUAUUCUGUGUACCAGUAUUUUUUAAAUGAUCUGUAAAGAUGAACAUGAUUGUAUUUAUCUCCCAUGUAAAAUAUGUAAGUAUUCGCUCGCCUUUUUAAUAAAUAUGAAAUCAUAAAUUUGCCUGAAAAUGAUUUCAGAUGAUCAUGGUGGACCAGCAAGUUAGAACGCUUCUAAAUAUUGCUUUUUGUCAUAUUGAGUCUACCUUGUUAACUGAAGAGAUGUAUUCAAAUCUGUUUAUCUAUUAAAACAAUGUGUGUAAAACCUUAAAUUGUGAAGUCAAAUAUGUAUGCAAUUUGAAUUCAAUUGUUUUUUGUUUUGACUGAAAAUGUCCAUCUGAGGAUGUGAUGCUGUACAGUCUAUAUGUGCCCACUGCUGUCAGUACGUUUUCAAAGAAUAUACAGUAGACUGCUAUUAUUUUCAGUCUUUCCGUUUUCUGUUUAAUCAUAAAUUGUCUAAGAUUGAAACAUUAUAAAAACAGCAGCUGAUUUUGACUGGUAUGGGGCAUCGAGUGUCGCAUGCUGUAUUUCAUGCUUGUUUAUAGCGCAGCAAAAAAGGUACAUUGCAUCUUCCAAUGCCCAUUAUGUCCACAAAACAAAUUUGAUGUGCCAAGUUUCACCUUUUAUGCUAGGUAAUGCAGGGCAGAAAUGAAGAAUGGGAAAGGAAAUACAGUGGCAAGAAAAAGUAUGUGAAACUGGUUUUCUGUAUUAAUUUGUCAUAAAAAUGUGAUCUGAUCUGUAUAUUAGUCCCAAGUAUGACAAACACAAUGUGCUUAACAUAAUACCACACAAACAAUCAUUAUAUUUCAUGUCUUUAUUGAACAUAUUCAUGAAACAUUCAUAGUACUGGUUGAAAAGGGAAGUGGCAGAUGACAGAGUAAUUAGCCUAAGGGUCAGCAGGAGUUAAACCUGGAGUCCGAUCAAUGAAAUGUGAUUUGAGUGUAGUGGCUGUCCGCCAGCUGAAGCUUAGUAGAAGUUGGGUGAAGCAAGAGGACAAUGACCCUUAACAUGGAAGUAAAUCUACUACGACCUUU